UGUGUGUGUCUGGCGGCUGCUGCUCCUGCUGCUGCUGGCUGCCUCGUUCGUUCGUUCUCGGCGGUUCGGCGCUACAUGUCCUAGUUCCCAGGGACACCCUAAGGCUCCACAACACAGCUUUUCAUGCUUGUCUGGCAGCGGGAAGCCGCCAUGGCUUAAAACACUGCAUUUUCCUGUCUGAAAACCUGUCCCCCUUCCCUCCUUCCCCCCCACCCCUUGCGACCCCCAUCAAUGUGAGAGGAGACAUGAGCCUGCAGAAGCGCCCGCCGGCGGGUUCGGAUCGGGAUCUGCAGUCGUCUGCUGCUUCCUCUGUCAGCCUGCCCUCCGUGAAGAAGGCGCCCAAGAAGCGACGCCUGUCGCUGGCCUCCUUGUUCCGCCGUCGACGUGAUCCCAAGCGGUGUUCCCGGGACCUGGUUGGGGAUGGCGGCGUGGCCAGCGUGGAGAGCAUCCACUCGGAAAUGUGCCACGAGCGGACGUCGGCCUUCUCCGUGCCGGGGGUGGCCUCUGCCUCCUCGGGGACAGCCUCCUCCUCCUCCUCAUCCUCCGCUUCUGCUGCCUCCUCAUCCUCAGGAGAGCUAAUGGAGUGCCCACUGUGCCUGAUGCGCCACUCGCGCGAGUUCUUCCCCGAGAUCAUGACGUGCCCGCACCGCUCCUGCGUAGAUUGCUUGCGCCAGUACCUGCGCAUCGAGAUUUCCGAGAGCCGUGUCAACAUUAGUUGCCCCGAGUGCUCCGAGCGCUUCAACCCUCACGACAUCCGCAUGAUCCUGGCCGACCGCGCGCUCAUGGAGAAGUAUGAGGAGUUCAUGCUACGCCGUUGGCUGGUGGCCGACCCCGACUGCCGCUGGUGCCCCGCCCCCGACUGCGGGUAUGCCGUGAUAGCCUUCGGUUGCGCCAGCUGUCCCAAGAUCAUGUGCGGUCGUGAGGGCUGCGGAACAGAGUUCUGCUACCACUGCAAGCAGCUGUGGCACCCCAACCAGACGUGUGACGCUGCAAGGCAGCAGAGAGCCCAGAGUCUCAGACUGAGGUCCACACGCUCAUCAUCCCUGAGUUACAGCCAGGAGAGCGGAGCACAAGCCGAUGAUAUCAAGCCAUGUCCACGGUGUGCUGCCUACAUCAUCAAAAUGAAUGAUGGGAGCUGCAACCACAUGACCUGUGCCGUGUGUGGCUGUGAGUUCUGCUGGCUCUGCAUGAAGGAGAUCUCUGACCUGCACUAUUUGAGCCCAUCUGGAUGCACCUUCUGGGGGAAGAAGCCUUGGAGCCGCAAGAAGAAAAUCCUGUGGCAGCUGGGGACACUGGUGGGUGCCCCAGUGGGCAUCGCCCUCAUCGCAGGCAUCGCUAUUCCUGCCAUGAUCAUCGGCAUCCCUGUAUACGUGGGGAGAAAGAUCCACAGUCGCUAUGAAGGGAAGGACAUCUCCAAGCACAAGAGGAACUUGGUGAUCGCAGGUGGAGUCACCCUGUCUGUGAUAGUGUCUCCUGUGGUGGCAGCUGUAACAGUAGGCAUCGGGGUGCCCAUCAUGUUGGCCUAUGUGUACGGCGUGGUGCCCAUAUCCCUGUGCCGCAGCGGGGGCUGCGGAGUGUCCGCCGGCAACGGAAAGGGUGUGCGCAUCGAGUUUGACGACGAGAAUGAGAUGAACGCGGGCAGCGGUGCAGCUGCAACAGACACCACAUCUGUGGCCGAAACGCGAAACAACCCCAGCAUCGGUGAGGGUAGCGUCGGUGGCCUGAUGGGGAGCCUCAGUGCAAGUGGGUGCCACAUGGAUCGUGUCGGCACCAUGCGUGACAACCUGAGUGAAACUGCCAGCACGAUGGCUCUGGCAGGCGCCAGCAUCACCGGUAGUCUGUCGGGGAGUGCCAUGGUCAGCUGCUUCAACAGACUGGAGGUGCAGGCAGAUGUUCAGAAGGAACGGCACAGUCUGAGUGGUGAAUCUGGCACUGUGAGCCUGGGGACAAUCAGUGACAAUGCUAGCACCAAGGCUAUGGCGGGCUCCAUCCUCAACUCCUACACACCUCUGGACAGGGAUGGGAACAGCAUGGAGGUGCAGGUGGACAUUGAGUCGAAGCCGAGCAAGCUGCGGCAUCACAGCGGUGGCAGCAGCGUGGACGACGGCAGCACAGCCGGACGGGGCGGGGGCUCUUGUCCCACCGAGGGCAGAGGGAGCUCUACCAAGGUGGCCAAGGAACCAACCUCCUCCUCCUCUGGAAAGAAGGGCAAGGCCAAGCUUCGCAAGAAAGGCGGUACCCAAAUCAACGAGACGCGUGAGGACAUGGAGGCGCAGCUGCUGGAGCGGCGCAGCAACAGCCCCAGCGAGUGUGACUCGCCCUCCCUCAGCGGCAGCCUUCCCUCGGUGGCCGAUUCUCACUGCAGCCACUUCUCUGAGUUCAGUUGCUCUGAGGCUGAGAGCGCCAAGGCCUCCUCCUGCAGCCAUGGCUCCACCGAGGGCCAGGCCCGCCUCUCUGCCGUCAGCCCGCUGCCCGAGGUGGAGAAUGACCGACUGGAGAACUGCCCAUCGCAGGGACCCCUGCCCCCGCCCUCCCCGGCCUGCAGCCCGGCACCUGGGUCGGAACCCACCGCCGAGGAGAAUGUCAACCUCAUCUGUCCAGCUGAGGAGGAGCCCGCGAGAGGCGUGUCUCUAAAGGAGACCAACAACAACCACCCUCAGUUGACGAGUGCCGUGAAGAACGCCUGUAUCCAGACUGAAAUCUAA
Scleropages formosus (Asian bonytongue) is the source of this 2705-nucleotide messenger RNA. RefSeq names its product E3 ubiquitin-protein ligase RNF19A-like. Gene Ontology annotation, molecular function: ubiquitin-protein transferase activity; zinc ion binding. Gene Ontology annotation, biological process: protein ubiquitination. The transcript has 10 exons. The coding region runs from base 246 to 2705 and encodes 819 amino acids. Lineage: Eukaryota; Metazoa; Chordata; Actinopteri; Osteoglossiformes; Osteoglossidae. The record is from RefSeq and is a predicted model, not a curated record.